AAAUUAUGGGAGUCCCUAGCCUCCCCACCCAGAAAGAAUCAGAUUUGUUAUUUGUUUAAUGACGCAUACCCCUUUGGCUAGGAGAGAUCAUCUUUCACCCUAGACGAAUAUGGCGGUUAGCGAGCUGAAAGCCUGGUUUCAGUUUCAGGAUGUGUGUGACAACCGUAAACAAGUCUUCCAUUCGAGUCGUUUUAUCAUAGGCCCUUAUGCGAACUGAAUUGCAGAACGGCAAUCGUAAUUUGCCCAAGAAUAGAAUCCUCGAGUGGUUAACUUCGAGAUUGUUGCUCAUUUUUGAAAGAGGUUUGUUUGCCUUGCUUUAUUUGUUAACACGAUCAACUGGUUUUGAAAUGGAAAGUGACGAUGUGUUCUCGAACGAAGCAACGAAACCUCGAGAUCCCAACUCUCUAGAUAGAAAACGUGCUCAAAUCAAAUCUCACAUGGCGAACGAUGUUCGGGACAGAAGUCGCGCCAUAUCUGUACCUCAUAUACCCGGAGAGAAACAUACUGCAAGUAAUCCAGUGAAAGAUUUCAUCUCGAACUUUGUCAAUAGGAAAGGACCUAAGAAACGAAGCACUAUAAAACGAUCUGUGACCACGGAAAAUGUUAGCGACGAGAAAGCGCUGGUUAGACAUGUCGGGAGAGGACAUACGUUUAUUCAACAUCAACUACGAAAUCCUACAUGGUGCGACUGUUGUGGAGAGUUUAUUUGGGGACUUUUCAAGCAAUGUGUGCGCUGCAAAAGUGAGUAAUUAUUAAGUGUUUCUUCACCAUAUUAAGGAUUGAAUUGCAAGCAAAGGAUAAUUCUAGUUUGUAUCACAUCUGGCUGUUUGCUCAACAACAGCCGGUUGGCGCACAUUGUAAAUUCUGUAAAAAGUAAACACACCAUAUACGUAUGUUGAUCGUAGCUUCUGGAAUUAUAUCAACCAGGAGGAAAGUAAGGUUUUUUUUCCCCUUUGGCAAAGUCCAUUGGUAAGUACAAGGGGAGUAAGGUCGUAAAUACUAAUCUGCUGAUCCUGAAACACAGGUGAAUCUCGUACAAUAAUAUGUACGUUACGAAUUAAUCUCAUAACAAAUGAUUCGCUUGUAAUGUAUACCUCGUAAUGAUCGCAAAAAAUAUUUAAAACAAGUUAAAUUCACUCAUCCAUUUAACUGUUUUUUUGCCUUGUUCUCAGUAAACCGAUGCCAGCUAUUUUACUGGUUAGUUUUCUUGUUCGGGAAUUCACUUAAAUAUUGAAAUGGUUAGGAAUAUUCACUUGCUACAUUAAAUAUUAAUUAUUGCUAAGCAUUUAUCAAUUAAAAUGUUUAUGAGAGACAAAUGAUUUCCUAGACCCCUAAUAUUAAAGCCAUAUAGAUUAGAUGCUUUUCAAAUUUUCUCAUCCCGGAAUUGGUUAGGUUCUUGUUCAGGAAUUCACUUAAAUAUUGAAGUGGCUAGAAAUAUUCACAUGCUAUAUUAAAUAUUAAUUAUUGCAAGGCAUUUAUCAAUUAAAAUGUUUAUGAGAGGCUGAUGAUUUCCUAAACCCCUAAUAUUAAAGGCAUGUAGAUUAGAUGUGUUUCAAAUUUUCCCAACCCAGAAUUUAUUUUCCAUGAACUUAAAACUCAAUAAGAAAAAUUUUAAAGUCAAAAAACUAUUUUCCAAAGUGCUUUGGAAAAUAGUUUUUUGUGCAUAUUAAGGAGAGUCAAACUGAAGAUAAAAAUUGUCUUUAUAAACCCCCAACUCCUAAGAUCUGGUUGUCAACUCUCCAUCCUGUUUGUUACAAAUUUUUCUUAAGUUUAGUUGUGAGAAUUUGGCACUAAAUCCAGGAUCAUCCCCUGGCUAUAAUUUUUUUCAUUUCUUUUUACCUUUCUGCCUUAAAAUUCAUUGACACUGUUAGGAGAAAUUGUAUUUUGGUCACUUCUGGAUGGCAAAGUUAAGCAGGAAUAGUUUGGAGUCUUAGGAGACUGCUUGCUUAAUUCAUAAAACUGUAGCAGAUUCAGUGCUCUAUUGUUAACCCUGAAGCAUAACAGAGUGAGUAAUGAAAACCUCUCUUAGCUUUGGCUAUAAGAUGAAGCAACACUACCUUGCUAAAACAAACUUUUUACAAGCAAAAGAUGUAGUGUUAAAUUGAAAAUUUAUAAUAAAAAAAAAACUGAAACCUAAAUGUCUGCUUGUGGGUUUUAUGGAACAACAUUUCUCAGUAUGGAUGUGGGUGUCUUCUGAAAAUGUUUUGAUAUUGUAGAAGGAAACUCCUGUUUUUUUUCACUAAGUGGUUAGUAUGAGUUUGGUCUUUGAGGCAUUCAUUGACUUGGGUAUUGGUUGAGAAGAGAAGCUGGAGGGGGGGGGGGUGGGGAGAGGCGAUCUCCUUCUUACUCCAGUAAUCAUGUUUAAUUAAGUAUACCUAAAAAAUUCUCAGCAGAAGAAAUCUUUAUCGCCAUGUUAACAUCUUAUUUAACAGCUAAAACUCUUGAAUAACAGAUGGUGCAAUUUGGAAUUGUCAAUUAUAUUGUGUGGAACAUCCGUAUAAAUUGUUCCUCUUCUAACACAAGAAGAGUCUUAUGGCAGUUUUGAAACUAAUUUCUGCAUUCACAAGGAUCUACCUUCAUUUGCGCUUGUGCCUGUACUUGAAUUAUAAUAUUAUUGUAACUUUAAAUCAUAAGCUUCAAAUCCUAAGCAAUAUUACAUAAUCUUAAUCAAUAUUCACAAAUUUCCUUCACCUUCCUUUGGCCUUGAAAUUUGAACUAUUGAUCAGUUCCAGGCAAGUAACAAAAUAUUUCUCUUCUGCUAAACAAAUUCUUUGAAGGGUACUGUUAGCUUAAAGAAUUUUUUUAUGUUCAUUUUACUGAUGACCCCUAAAAUUGUCCACUGAAGUGAAAAACGUACAGCCUGUAUUGGUCCGUAUGUAAUAGAUCAAAGAAACUGUCUUUAUCUCUGUCAUUUGUAGGUGCUCUUUUUUAAUGGAGAUGUUCCCUUGUCAGUAGGGACAGCCACUUGUUUAAUGAAAAAAAACGCAAACUCAAGACAGGUUAAUAUAUUAUAAUUUUACUGACAAGGGGUUGCCUACCUCACUAUUUUUUCAUUUACAUUCUUCCGUAUUUUAUUAUUGAUAAAGCUGUAAUUAAAUUAAUAAAUAUUACAUAGACACGAGAGUUUGCAAAGUAAUCAGAAAAAUUGUUAUUUCAAUGUCAUCUUGUGACCAUUGUCAUUAUAGUACAAAUGCAUGGCAAGGCUGGGACAAAAUUAAUUUUUAAGGAGAAGUGUAUGGUGCAAAGAAACAUUGUGAGUUCAGCUGCAUACAAUUUUGUAAUAAUCAAAAAUUACCUUUAACUACAGAAAGGAUCAAAUUGCUUUUUUCUGUCAGUAAAGGACCACAUUUUUGUGGUGAGUUUUUUAUGUGACAGUUAAAAGAAUUUGAAAUCCAGUGGCUUCCAUUUGAUCAGAUAUAAUCAUCAAAAGAGAUGAAUCAUCCUUUCAUUAUCAACUGUGGUGGAUGAGAAGUCUGAAGUUUUUUCACCAAAUACACAUUUAUUAAACAACCAAAAUGUCUCAUUGGGCAAAAUAAGUGAAGAAAUGAAUUUUUUAAUGGGUGGAGACCAAAAUAUGAGAUUUAAUCAGAAAAUUGACACCUUCUCACCUCUUAUUAAUUAAAAAUAGAAGAUUAUUCAUCUUCUAACAUCCAAUUUAGUCAUUUACAUUUGAGUCUGCUUUCAAUCAAUAUUUGUUUCUUAAUUUCUCAAGAAUGGACUGUCAUUAUUGAGCUAUCUUUGAAGUAAGGCCUUUUUUUCUGCAGGGAAUUUUUACUGUGUUGCUAGUAAAAAAUUUCUAAAUGUAAGAAAAUUUAUUUUUUGAUUUUCUGUUCUUAGAGUGAAAUGUAAAUAUAUUUCAUUUUCAACGAAUGGCACACGUAAUCUUAAAUGGACUAUUUCUAGUUACAAUAAAAUAAAACCCUCAAAUGGGUUUAGUUUCUUCCAAUCAGCUUUCUUCAAUCCAUGUUAAUUUUUUUUCAUUCCUACUGUUCCUGUCUGGUUUAUGCUGGCAUCUUCAAGUUAUUUUUUCUCUGAAAAGCUCACCUUCAACGGUUUCUUUGGAUCUAAAUAGGAUUGAGAGCAUUUUCAAUAACCCCAAAGCAAAGAAAAAAAUAGUGACAGUAGUACUGCUCAAAUGUAAGGUGACAAUUUCACUUUGAAGCUAAAUUUGAAACUUUCAAGAAUUGUGUUUUAAUGCUUUCAUUUUCACUUCCUGUCCAGAAGAAUUGAUGAUUGAGUCUUUGUAAAUUAAGCUUUGAGGCUGGGAGCUUUGUUAAUUCGGGGGAAUUUUCCUGUUUCUGUGUUUACAGAUUGCAAGUACACUUGUCACAGACGAUGCAAAGAGGAUGUGGAUUUAGACUGUACUGGAAGCUGGCUGUAUGAAAGAAUGAUGUCAGUUGAUGAGGUGACCAUGAAGACAUUACAUCUUGUAGAUCAGGUAAUGUCAUCACUUUUGAGUGGGCAGUGUGGUUAAGUGCUUCUGCGGCUGUAUAUAAACUCUCCCUGUGUGUCUAUGUGUUUAUUGUGACUGUGUAGUCAGAGCAAAUGUCCUGAUCUCCUAUUCAGUUUGGGAAAAUUCUCAUUUGAAAGUGAAUUUGGAUAUUUUUCUCUCAAAAAUAUGUAAUUUAAAAUAAAUUUAACUCCCUGAAAUAAUAUUUGGGUUAUAAUUAGGUGAAGGGUUUUUUUCAUGUUGGGUUACACGAAUACAUUUCAUUUCAGGGACCUAGAGUAUAUUGGAGAGGAGAUUGACCAGGAUAACAUGAUAUAUUAAGGGAUAAUGUUAAAGGAAGCCUGAACUGAAAUCAGGCAUUUAUCUAUUUCUGUGGCAAGAGGGAGGAGGAGGGCCAUAGGCUCCAACCUUCUGGCCAGUUCCUCUCUGUAUCAGGUCUUAACUUUCUCCCAGUUCAACCUUCUUCAAAUCUGUGGGCUCCACUUGGUAUACAGCCAACUGGCACCUAGUUCACAUGAACAUUUUCUAACAAAGUUAAAACUGUCUUUAAAAUUAUCUGCGAAUGAAUGAUACACAGCUUUUUCUUUACCCUCUACCUCCCAAAGAUCUCAUUUGUAAUUCUCCUUACUGUCUGUCCCACAAUACAUAUGAUGUUGUUUUGAAGAAUUUGGUGUUGGAUAAACUAAUAAUCCCCUAAUUUGUAUUUUCCUUCAUUCUCAUCAGCUUUCUGCUUGAUAUUUUAUUGAUUUUGUAAGGAGAAAUUUCUAUCAUGGUCACAUAUGGGAAUAAAAGGGUUACCUUUGGUUGACUGUAUAGCUAUCUGUAUGAUUUAAAGCUGAACUGAAGUUGUCUUUCUUGUGAAUCUUUACAGGGAGAGAAGAGGAAAGAACCAUUUAUACUGUACACAGACUCCCCAACAGGAAGCCUCCUUCGUGCGAAAAUUGAUGAAUACAAUUCAAGUACAACUGGACUUAUAAUGUCUAUGGUAACCAUGAUGUUUUGUUACUGAAUUGUUGGAAAAGCUAAUCAUGUCAAAUUUGUAAUUGCUGUGGAUAGAUUUUGAAUUCAUGGCUUAGCAUACGUUAAAAGGUGUCAAUCUGAGACAGGUUGUAUGAAGGGCAGAGAACGCUAUCCAACAGGUAAAUUGCUAUUCAGCGGAUAAGUGCUAACAGAAUGUACUGCACUAUCCACCAGAAAGAGAUUUGUCAUGUGGACAGGUUUAUCCAACCUUCACACAACCAGAGCCUGACGUCAGAAUCUUAAAUGCGUGACAACCCUUUACACCCUAACAUCAGUUUGCAUAUUCUCCAUACUGUUCUCUGUACAUUUCCUCGAGCGCUGAUGAGGAGAAUUUGCUUGAAAAUCAAGAGCUUUCUAAGUUGGUGAUCAUUUCCUUGAUUCUCAUGGCCUUAAUGUUUGAUUCAGGGGUGAUAAUGUAAGGAGAAAUUAGAAUUUGGUCACUCUUAGGGGUUGAACAGUUAAAGAGGGUCUCAGUGAGUUUACUCAUAGCUGUAAAACAGUAAAAAAAAUUAGCUGUUAGCCAUAAAAAUGGACAAAUUAUAAGGGGCUAGUCAAAGAAAAAAUGCAGUAAAAAAAUUAUUUUAACCUUAAUGGAGAGAAAUAAACCAUUAGCAAUUAAGUGGCCAAAAUUUUAACCCUUUACCUCUCAGAGGUGAUUAACAUGAAACUUCUCAUUAUCUUAUCUAUACAUUAUCCAGCAAACAGCAAAUGAGAAAACCCAAACUUGUCAGGUAGAAGUUGUUACUUUGAGCUAACACCAAAUUCUCCCAACUUAUUUUCAAGGAAUUGUGUAAAAGCUGAAGGGGAGAAUUAGCAAUUAGAUUUUGCUUUCUCCAUCAAGACCCCCUUUAAAGUUUGCUCUAUAUUUUCUGAUCCAAAGCUUGUUUUUUUGCCAGAGGACUGAGGACACGUACCAAGGCUUUAUCCGUGUUAAUAUGAACUUACUCCGUCCAAUCCACAUCAUCGAAGGAGAGAGACCUCUGUCAAUUUUUCAGACUGCUGUAAAGUCAAAGGAUGAUGAUGAUCUGAAUCAGAAGGUGAUUGUAAUUAUAUAAAGUUAAAGGUAAAAUAUGUACUCAAGGCCAGUGGCCCUUGCAACGAAGGUUUAUCUCAGUUUCCUUAGCAUGAAGCAAUAAGGAGUAUCACCACCCCCUCCCCCCUCUCUGGGCGGGAUGCUAGUCCAUUGCAAGAUUACUCCCUAGCUUUUCGCCAAGCUUUCUUAACAAUUCGCAAGUACCCAUUUUACUCCUGGGUGGAGAGAAGCAUUGUGAGAGGUACAUGUAAGUGUCUUGCUCAAGAGCAUAACACAUUGACCCAGAUGGAUUUCAAACCUGAACCUCCCAUCCAUAGUCCAUCACUUUAACCUUUUCACUCCCAGAUCAAAUUUGUAAUUCUCUUCGCUGUCAACCAUACAAGUCUUAUAUUGUUAGUUGAGAUAAUUUAGUAUUGGAUCAACUAAUUAUCCCCAAAUUGAUAUUUUUCCUUAACCUCAUCACUUAUCUGGUUGAUGUUGUACUGAUAUUGUAAGGAGAAAUUCUGUCAUGGUCACUCAUGGGUUGGAGGUAAAGGGUUAAGCAUAAGGCCACCAUUCCACUUAGAUCAUAGUAAAGAUUUAGUCAAAACACAAAAAAAAACAGCUGAUUGGAUGACUGCUGAACUAGCAAUUAAUACUGCCAAUAGUGUAACAAAAUUGUUACUUCUGGUCUCUGUAAGCAAAGCAGUUGCAGCUUGGAGCACUGCUUUAUUUACACAUUAAAGCUGGAAAUAUCAUUUUGAAGGUUUCGACACAGCCUUGUCCUUUCAUCAAAUAGAGAGCUAAUCUUGAGUCUCAUCUCAUAGACUUCCCAGCGGACAUCAUUUUUCCUUCCACUUGAGACUGAGAAAGCUUUACAUGUAACUAGUGAAACUACUGUUCAUCAGGUGGGUCUCUCUGAAUGCAUAUUUGUUUAUUUUCUAUCAACUUUUGUUUGAAUUGUUAAGCCUUUUAUAGGUGUUCUUUAAUCAAUCAUGUGUUGAUUGUCUGCAAUUGAUUCUGAAUGUGGUGAAUUUACCACUAGAGGAAUUUUGGAAAAUGUACUGUUGAAUGUUGAUCCUUGAGCAGAGAGAGCUGCAACAUUUUUAAGUUCCAAGAAGAGGUUAACAUUCAAAAUUGGGUUUUUCUAAACAAUUAAUUCAUUUAACACCUUUUCCAACUUCCAGGUGACAUUCAACUGCUAUGUUUCACUUGCUCGCCAAUACAUCUAACACUGACCACAAUUCUCUUCAAAGAAAACUAAAAGAGACCAAUCUCUUUGUUUUUAGUGACCAUCAGUUAAUAAUGCUGGAAUUUUUGUUUUAAGAUUCCUUUUUUUUUUUUUCCCUAGGUCAUUGUAGCUCUUCUCAAGAAGUUCAAAGUUGCUGAUAAUCCAAGAAAAUUUGCAUUAUUUGAGUGUUACCAGGAAGAAGAUGACCAUAGUAGGUUUCAACAGGUUUUUCUUUACCUGCUAAGCACUUCAUACAACUUAAUCAAUAGUUUAACACACAACACAUGUGUACAUUUUGCAAGUUACAUGUUUUUCUUAGCCCUGGAGUUACUAAGAAAAUUACAAGCAAUGAGCAGAAUGUCCAUCAUUAUUAAAUGUUAAACCAUUGAUCAAGGGAUUUAUUAUACCACUUUUAAUUAGUUUUCAGUAUUUUGGCCUCUAGUUUUCUUAAUACAUCCCACAACUUUGUCUGAAUGUCAUAUUGCUUGCAUAAGUUGUGUGCAAAAGAUGGAAACAACAUAAGGAAGACCAGUGUACAUGACUGGUAAAAAAACUGAAUGAUGUGCAUAAUAGUUUGUUGUGUUAAAAGUCAAGAUUUAAAAAUGGAGUAAAACUAAAUAGCACUAUUCCCCUGUUUGGUAUAUACAAAUAAAGAUUAUAAUUACCUCUCUGCCUUUCAGACCUAGUGCUCAAAUUUUUAGGCUUCCAUCAAAUGGCUGAGUGAAUGCUUUCAUUUCCAAUAAUAGUCUACAUUACCAGAAGCAAUUAUGUGAUACAGUGUUUGAAAUAUCUUGUGAAAAAUUUCACACCAUUUUCAUAACACAUUUGUAUAACAUGUCACAAUCUUACUUGCGAAAUUUGUCAUGUGAAAGGCAUAAGAAAACCAUGUGAAGUAUGUUAUCCUUUUUAAUCAGUGUUUUACAUGCUUUCUGUGAAACUAGGUAGAGUUUGAUGCAAUGUAUUUAACCCAUUAUAUAAAGUCUUUUUUGAUGAUUUUUCUUUCAGUUAUUCUUCGUCGGAUGUCUGACUUUGAGAAACCCCUGGUGCUAAGGUUACUUUGGGGUGGAGCAGAUAUAAGACACAAAUUCUCACUCCAGGAGAAUGAAACAGGAGAUAUUGUGGUAAGUGCAGCCAAAUUUUCAAAUUAAAAUUGGGUUAACCCAAGGGUUAACUUUACACUUAACAUUUUUACAGUUAGAAUUUUUGCCCUGUGAAAGUUAUAUGAAGUGAAUUGGUUUGACAAGAAGUAGAUUAAUCUAGUUCAUUUUACAGUUGUUGGGUUGGUUGCAAAGCCUUUGAAUAAGGAGUAAGGCCAAGGGUGACCUUGUUAUAAUACAAACGUUGCUGCUUUUCAAAUGUAAAUUACUUUGUUUUCAUGCUAACUAGAUACUGGUCUCUAUCACAACAAGGUCACCUUCAGCCUCACUCCAAAUCAAAGGCUUGGCAACUGAGUUCACAACUGUAAAAUGGCCUAUAGGUUGGACAACAAAUAGAUGAAUCUAACUUAUGAAGCAAAAUGAAUCUAUGUAGCCUGUCCUUUUGGUUGAAUUCAUUAUCAUAUGAGUCAAAAAAGAUAGCCCAAAAAAAAAAGAUUUAUGGCAGUGUAAUGCACAGAAUACUCCAACCCCCAUUCCCAUUUUGACAGCUGUGUGACAUUUUUUUUCAGUGGGAGGUAUUCUCCAUACCAGAGCUUCAAAAUUUCAUGAAGAUACUGGACAGAGAAGAGGAGGAACACAUAUCGCAGGUCAGUGGCUUAAUGUUAUAUCAGCCAUCAUUGUCAUAUAUAUAUACACUAGGUAUUUAUGAAAUAUUAGAAUGAAUGUAACUUUCGUUUCUCCACAAGUAACAGAGGAAUUUUUAAAUGGGGGCUCACAGGAACAAAUUUAUGAGCCCCAAAUGUAAGCUGGCUUAUGCCAGUGCCCCUUUUGUGUAUCUGUGGGCUUAUAUUGAUGUAGAAAGAAGAACUGCUAGAUGAUCAUGGUAGCCACAAAACCUCUUAUUGACCCCAACUCGAGGUUCAUGCUGUGAUUUACAGACUAAGUUUAUUCCGCUUGGAUUUACACAGAGGAGAUAGUACUGGGGCAUCCCUAACUACACUUUACAAUGUUGUCAUGGUUACCAGAUUUAUCAACAGAUCAUUUUAACUUUUCAUGAAAGGCUUCUUUACUUUUUUGCUUAAAUUUUUUAAAAAAAACCUUUUUUCAAAUUAUUUUGACAAGCUGAAUUUACAUUCAGGUGAUGUAUACAUUUGAUCCUGUUGGGAUGUGUUUUGAAAUUGUCAUUCAGUUAAAGGGUUCAUGUAGAUCAGCUUGUCGUAAUUGCUGGAGGAUAUGAUUGUAAUAUCUCAAUUUCUUAUAAUGAUAAGAAUUUCUCUCUUGUUUACUUCAUUCACAUGUGAGAGAUAUCAUCAACACUCAAAGAUUAGAUUUUUAUUCCACAGGCAGCUAUUGAACAUUAUCUUUUUCAUUAACCCUGGAACCCACGAUCACUCACCCAAGAUCUCAUUAUUAAUUCUCCUUACUGUCUGCCUUACAAUUCUUCUGAUGUUAGUUCGGAGAAUUUGGUAUUGGAUCAAGUAAAAGUCUCUUCUUAGUUCGCAUUUCUUCAUUCCCAUCACCUGUCUGCUUGAUAUUGUAUCAAUUAUGUUGUUGGGAAAAAUUAUCUCUUGGUCACUCAUGGGAGUUUAAGGGUUAACAAACUUAAAUAUUUAACUUUAACAGGUGGAAGAAAAGUACAGACUUUACAAGGAAAGAUUAGAGCAGGCUUUGGCACUGGUACAACCAAACCAAACAGUCUGCGAUGAAGAAAAACCACCUUCUGAUGAGUCUGGUGAAACAGCAAGAUUAUAACUAGAAAGAGGUUCUGUUAUAGAUUUUGUAUUAUAUAUGAGUUUAGAAUACUUACACCUACAAAUAGAGAAGGAUAUUUUAAACAGCUGCAUUGACAAAUUGUAUUAGUUUUAACACUGAUAAUAAUUUAUUGUAACGGUAAUUGCCGUUACAUUGUCACUUUUAAAAUAGUAACAUACGUGCCAGGUGUUUCAUUAUGCAUCAUGUCAUGGAAUUUUCUGGCUUCAAUUCUUUAACUCCUAAAAUCUGAUCAUUAAUCCUCCCCACUAGCUGCAACACAUUUCCUUGUAAAUCGCUUACGAGACUUUGGCAACUUCUACCUGAUAAGUUUGAGUUUUCUCAUUACCUGUUUGCUGGAUAAUGUAUGGAUACUAUAGGGGAAGAUACAUCUUAAUCACUUCUAGGUGUUAAAAGAUUAAGUGUGUGAACUAGUUUUUAUUCAGGUAUGUAGUUUAGUUACCUAUUACUCUUUACCAGUGCCUUGUAACCUUAUUUCUUAAUGAAAACCCUGAUACCAGUAUGUAAUAAAUACAAUGGAUGAAUAUCAGUAUUUAUAAUUGGUGGUUCUCAAAUGGCCCAAAGAAUAAACUUUUGAUAAUUUUUAUCUCUGUGACUAUUGUUUCAAUGCAAGAGUACGGUAUUUACUCAUGUUAAGGUUGAACUCAUGUUUAAGUCAACCUCCCAUUUUCAAGGUCAAAAUCGGAUUGUUAAUCAUCUCUAGUUAAAGAUGUAAAAUUCAGAUGGACAGAAAUUUCCCAAAAAGUUAUUCUCUUAUUUCAUAGAAUGUAUUGAAAACACGAUGAAUUAAAAAACUGCAGAGC
This is a messenger RNA of Pocillopora meandrina, 11383 nucleotides long. The record is from the annotation of a GenBank genome assembly. NCBI's taxonomy places the organism in Eukaryota, Metazoa, Cnidaria, Anthozoa, Scleractinia, Pocilloporidae.